UGCAAUCCUUCAAUAGGACCCAGUUUUUCAGUUUUCAUAAGUAGCAUAGGAACACAAUUAACACAAUCAGUUAUUAAUAAUAAGAUUUUAACGAUUGCAGCAGGUCAAUUUCCUCCUGUAAAUAUGAUCUUCGCUGCCAUUAGUUUUGUAAAUAUUCAGGCAUUUAGUCUUAAUAUAGAUACCGGAAACGUAAGUGCUGGAAUAGAGCAAAUUAAGGCAAUCCGGAACUCUUGGAAUUCUACUGGUUUAGAUGAUUCAAAAUUAGUUUUAGUCGUUGAAUUUGGUGGCAUUGUCGAAAUUGUUUCUUCUAACAAUAUUGAGUCAGAUAUUAAUAACCAACAACUUCACCCAGUAAAUGUCUCAAUUUCAAAUUCUAUACUCCCUAAUUAUGAACCGAUUUCAGAUCAAUGUAAAAAUUCAACAUAUGGAUAUUUGCCAUGGACAAACUUAAAUUAUCAAUCGUUAUAUACCAAAAUCGACUUUGUAAAUAGUAAUGGUCUAGCAGGGAUUGCGAUUGCCGAUAUCACCAAAGAUUCGAAUGAUUUACGGUUGACAAACUUCAUUUUAGGAAAUAUACCACCACUUACUACGUAUAAUGGAACACUUCCAAACAAUGCCUCGUCUAUACCUACAUCACCUACGCCUGGGUCAUCGUCAAAUACAAGUGCAAUAGUGGGUGGUGUGAUAGGUUCCUUUGCUUUUGCUGCCACAGUAGCGGCAGCUGGCUUUAUGUUGUAUCGAAAACGCAGGGCAAAAAUGUCUAAUCUAUUCAUAGAUACAAAUAAUCAGACUUGCUCCGAUACAAAUCAUACAAAUAAUGAGACUAAUACUAAGAAUGCUAACGACUUGACUUGUCAUUAUACGCUUAAAACAAAGGUUGCCGUUUUGAAUUUUGACAAAUGGCAAUGGUUAAAAGUAUUGCAUCGAUUGAAAAAUGCAAUAGGAGCGUAA
This is a messenger RNA of Dentiscutata erythropus, 951 nucleotides long. The record is from the annotation of a GenBank genome assembly. NCBI's taxonomy places the organism in Eukaryota, Fungi, Glomeromycota, Glomeromycetes, Diversisporales, Gigasporaceae.